Messenger RNA from Labeo rohita (rohu), 2591 nucleotides. RefSeq names its product myotubularin related protein 2 (gene mtmr2). The coding region runs from base 147 to 2009 and encodes 620 amino acids. Gene Ontology annotation, biological process: dephosphorylation. Gene Ontology annotation, molecular function: phosphatidylinositol-3,5-bisphosphate 3-phosphatase activity. The record is from RefSeq and is a predicted model, not a curated record. The transcript has 16 exons. Lineage: Eukaryota; Metazoa; Chordata; Actinopteri; Cypriniformes; Cyprinidae.
ACCAGCCCCACCUAGAGGAAUUCUGGGUAGACAUGGCAGCUUCCGCUGUUUGUGUUCACUGAGUUUCCGCACAGAGCAGUCACUAAAUUAACAAAGUUACGUUAACUUGACAACUUUAUCAGUGCCGCGGUUCGGUCCGGUUCGGGAUGGAGGAGAGCGGCAGUGUGGACAGUGUGGAGUCGCUGUGCAGCUCCAGCACGACGCGCUCAGACCGCUCAAGUGGCACCAAAGUUUCAGACACAGAGCUGCGGAGUAAAGGAAGAGCAAUCGAAAAGGUCUACAAAGACCCCAGUAAAGGUGAACUUCCUCUUCUGCCAGAGGAACUGGUUCAGGAUUCCGCUAAAGAUGUGACUUACAUUUGUCCAUUCAUUGGGCCUGUUAGAGGAUCUCUGACCGUCACUAACUACAGACUUUUCUUCAGGUGCACUGACAGGGAGCCGGUGUUUGGGCUAGAUCUACCACUGGGAGUUUUGAGCAGAGUAGAGAAGAUCGGAACAGCAACUAGCAGAGGAGACAUCUCAUACGGCCUUGUCUGCAAGGAUAUGAGGAAUCUGCGUUUUGUGCACAAGGAGCCUGAGGACUCACUAAAGAAAUCAGUGUUCGAGGUUCUGAUGAAGUUUGCUUUUUCGUUGUCAAACAACAUGUCCCUCUUUGCAUUUGAGUAUAAGCAGGUGUUUCCUGAGAAUGGAUGGAGGGUGUAUGAUCCACUGACUGAAUACAAGAGACAGGGUCUUCCAAACGAGAGCUGGAGAAUCUCCAAAGUAAAUGAUCACUACGAGCUGUGUGAUUCAUACCCAGCAGCGCUAGUUGUGCCAGUAACCAUUACUGAUGAGGAAGUGCGACGCGUCUCCAGCUUUAGGGCUAAAGGACGUGUUCCGGUGCUGUCAUGGAUCCACCCAGAGAGUCAAGCCGCAGUGGUUCGUGCCAGUCAACCGAUGGUGGGCCAGAACGGUCGCCGCUGCAAAGAAGACGAGAAGCUCCUUCAGGCCAUUAUGGAUGCAAACGCACAAUCGCACAAACUGUUCAUAUUCGAUGCUAGACCAAGUGUGAAUGCAGCAGCUAACAAGAUGAAAGGAGGUGGGUAUGAGAGUGAAGAUGCGUAUCAGAAUGCCGAAUUGGUGUUUUUGGAUAUUCACAACAUUCAUGUAAUGCGUGAGUCACUACGGAAGCUGAAGGAAGUUGUCUAUCCCAACAUUGAGGAGUCUCAUUGGCUUUCCAAUCUUGAGUCCACCCACUGGCUGGAGCAUAUUAAGUUGAUUCUGGCAGGAGCUUUAAGGAUAGCCGAUAAGGUAGAGUCUGGGAAAACCUCAGUGGUGGUUCACUGCAGUGACGGCUGGGACAGAACUCCUCAGCUGACCUCACUGGCCCUGAUAAUGCUGGACUCUCACUACAGAACCAUACGAGGCUUUCAGAUACUGCUGGAGAAAGAGUGGCUCAGCUUCGGUCACCGCUUCCAACAGAGAUUGGGUCAUGGUGAUAAGAAUCACACAGAUGCAGAUCGCUCGCCGAUCUUCCUGCAGUUCAUUGACUGUGUUUGGCAGAUGACAAGACAGUUUCCUGCAGCUUUCGAGUUCAAUGAGUAUUUCCUCAUAACAAUCCUGGAUCACCUCUACAGCUGCCUUUUUGGUACCUUUCUGUGUAACAGUGAGCAACAAAGACUCAAAGAAGAAGUCCCAAAGCGUACUGUCUCUCUAUGGUCAUUUGUGAACAGUCAGCUAGAGGAGUUUGUCAAUCCACUGUACGUACAUUAUCCCUCCCAUGUGCUCUUCCCCACCGUUGGUAUACGACACCUCCAGCUCUGGGUCACCUACUACAUACGUUGGAAUCCUCGCAUGCGACCACAGGAGCCUGUCCACCAGCGCUACAAAGAGCUGCUAGCUAAACGGGCAGAGCUUCAGAAGAGGGUGGAAGAGCUGCAACGCGAGGCGGCCAAUCGUACGGCCUCGUCAUCCUCCGAGAGGGCAGGGUCUCCGACACGCUCCAUCACACCUGUGCAAACCUUCGUAUAAGAGCUUGACAAUUUUAAGGAAUGUAGAUGCCCACACACCGUGUGAGCGUGUCACACGGUUCUCAUGUUACUUGCAGUGAUGCACAACUGAUGUAAAUUCACACACUAAUAUUCACCUCGCUGCUAUCAGCUGGCUGGAUGGAUAGAAGAAGCUUUUAAUCACUAAAACUCUUUGAUACUAGUAUUAUAUUAAUACAUCUAUUAAGACUAUUAAAGCAUUAAUACAUAUUAGAAACACUUUAGGGCUUGUACUGUAUGAGCUGUAUGUAGUAGAACUCUGCGACUGAGCAUCACAUGACCAAAGUAUUGUGAUGUCACUGGGAUUCUGCCUGCAUCAUCUUGAUGCGGAGGGAGGUUGAGGCCAGUUUUUCCAGCCUCAGGGUUUUGCGUACAGACUUCUGUCUUUACUUGAAAUUCUGAACUUUCUUGGGCUUGUUUGAAAGGACACUAUGUAAUCAUGUUAUAGAAUGUGCUCUAUAAUCUUAACUUUUGCUUAUACAUUAACAUUAUUGACAAAUAAAAUAUGUUGACACUAAUUCAACUGGGAGUCGUCCACAACAAUAAAACAUAUGCAGUCUCUGGA